AUGACCACAUAUACGGUCGUUUCCGAGUACAAAGAGAGAAUGGGCAUCGCUUCGACUUUGGUUUUCGUCAUUUCGCGAAUCUACUUCCUAAUGGUCUUAGUGAUUUUCCGUAUGGUGAAUCACUUCAAGGCCAAAAAAAUUGUCCCGGCCCCUAAUGAUCCGCUUCUCAUGCUCAGUGCGACGGAAGCUGUCCGGAAGAUCAGGAAACGCGAGAUAACCUCACAACAAUUAAUCGGAGCUUAUACUCAUCGAAUUGAGCAGGUUAAUGAACUCAUCAAUGCUGUCGUAGUAAAGCUUUUUAACGAGGCAAACCAGAAAGCUGGAGAAAUCGAUAAAUCAAUAGCAGACAUGGACGAUCAACAACUUGAGGAGCUCAUUAGAUCCAAACCUCUUCUGGGUGUUCCGUUCACAGCCAAAGAUGCGCUCGAAGUCGAUGGGCAAGUGAUCACAUGUGGUAUUUAUGCUCAGAAGGGAAUCAAAAGGACAUCGACAGCAGAAGUAAUCAAGAGGAUGGAGGCAGCAGGAGCGAUUCUGAUUGCCAUCACAAACGUACCUGAAGCAUGUUACUGGGUAGAGACGUCGAAUGGUAUUUAUGGACUGACAAGGAAUCCCUAUGACACACGGAGAACCGUCGGUGGAAGCAGUGGUGGUGAAGGCGCCCUGAUCAGUGCUGCUGGAAGCCUGAUAGGAAUAGGUAGCGACAUUGGCGGCAGGAUAGUUCCACUUGACGGCCAUGUACCUCCGGUCACAGGCUAUCCAGAAGAAAUGCUACGCGUUGGUCCAAUGUGCCGCUAUGUGGAAGAUCUUCCAAUUCUAACUGAGGUCAAAAUCCGUAUCUUUUACAUGGAAGGCAUACAGAUUCCAACUCUGCAGUCGUUAAGCUGUGAAAUGAGAUCGACUUUGUUAGAGGCUGUAAAACACUUUGAGACGAAGUUUAACGUCGAAGCCAUUCGACUGGAUUUGCUGUUCGCUCAGAAAGCUGUUGAAAUGCUUUUUGCCAGUCUGGAGGUUGAAGGUGAACCGAAACCUAGCGAAUAUUUGCUCAGCUUGGAGGGUGACAAAGGUAAAUUGAAUUGGAAACUCGAGAUUCCGAAGUACUUAGUGGGGAAGUCUGUACAUACACCUGGAGCUUUGUUAGUCGCCAUGAUCGAAGACAUCGAUAGAACGCCAGAAACGGAAAAGGAUGAGUUUCGAAAACUUCGUAGUCGUCUCGUUCGGCAAGUCACGGAAACUCUAGGAGACAAUGGAAUUCUCCUGUUCCCUUCAUGGCCACAGACUGCUCCUUUCCACCACCAAACCGUUUUCACGCCAUUCAACUGUGUCUACACGGGUCUGUUCAACGUUUUGGCUCUACCCGUUGUGCAGUGCCCAAUGGGAUUGGACAGCAGCGGCCUGCCACUUGGAGUUCAGGUGAGGCGUCUAUAG
Molecule: messenger RNA, 1425 nt
Organism: Haemonchus placei
Lineage: Eukaryota; Metazoa; Nematoda; Chromadorea; Rhabditida; Trichostrongylidae
Source: the annotation of a GenBank genome assembly